CUUGGUGACAGCAUCCCCAAGUCCCUGAGUGACUCGUUGUCUCCCAGCAUGAGCAGUGGAACCCUCAGUACCUCCACCAGUAUUUCCUCACAGAUUUCGACCACAACGUUUGAGAGCGCUGUGACGCCCAGUGAGAGCAGCGGCUAUGACUCGGCCGACAUAGAGAGCCUGGUGGAUCGGGAGAAAGAGCUGGCCACCAAGUGUCUGCAGCUUCUUACUCACACUUUCAAUCGGGAAUUUAACCAGGUGUACAACAGCAUCAGCGAUUGUAAGUUGUCGGAUAUUUCCCCCAUUGGGCGGGACCCAUCAGUGUCGAGUUUCAGCAGUGCCACCCUCACCCCUUCGUCUACCUGCCCCUCUCUGGUGGACUCACGGUGUAAUUCAGUCGAUCAGAAGACACCAGAAGCAAAUUCUCGUGCCUCCAGUCCCUGUCAUGAGGUGGAGCAGUUCCAGAUAAUUCCUGCGGUAGAAACAUCCUAUCUUGCCAGAGCUGGAAAGAAUGAAUUCCUAAACCUCGUUCCUGAUAUUGAGGAAAUCAGACCAGGCUCUGUGGUCUCAAAGAAAGGAUACCUCCACUUCAAGGAACCACUCUCCAGCUCCUGGGCCAAGCACUUUGUGGUGGUUCGUCGUCCCUAUGUUUUUAUUUACAACAGUGACAAAGAUCCUGUAGAAAGAGGAAUCAUAAACUUAUCCACAGCUCAGGUGGAAUACAGUGAGGACCAACAGGCAAUGGUGAAGACACCCAACACAUUUGGUGUGUGCACAAAGCAUCGUGGGGUCCUGCUCCAGGCCAUCAACGACAAGGACAUGAAUGACUGGUUAUAUGCCUUCAACCCCCUCCUGGCUGGCACAAUACGGUCAAAACUGGCUCGGAGACGCACGGGCCAGCUGAAGUACUGAGUCCAUGUAAUGUUCUCAUCUGUUCUCCCUAACUCACCUUCUGAUAGAUGAAGUGUUACCUCUCAUUUUCUCUUUGUGAUUCUUGACAGUUUCUCUUGUAUGUAAUCCUGUGGCUUACCAUCCCCUGCCUUCCCGACUCCUUCAGCACAUUUUUAGGUAUUCUAACCCUACCUUGUUUCUUUUCACUUGUACUGAGAAUCGUACUGGUAGCAUGUGGCCAAACAAAAAGAGAAAGAAAAAAAAAAUCAAAAAAACCCGAGUGAUUAUGCACGACUCUAAAAA
This is a messenger RNA of Eurypyga helias (sunbittern), 1182 nucleotides long. Its product is annotated as kinesin-like protein KIF1B. The transcript has 7 exons. The record is from RefSeq and is a predicted model, not a curated record. NCBI's taxonomy places the organism in Eukaryota, Metazoa, Chordata, Aves, Eurypygiformes, Eurypygidae. The annotation marks the transcript as partial.